ACUACAGCUGGAUCCUUGCAUUGUAUGGCCUGCACAGAUCAGAUGUGUACAACCACAGCAUUAUCAGAAUGUGGCUCAGAGACAAUGUGCAUUACUGCUUCCAUUAUAGCCACUUCAUCAGGAACUACUACUGAAAGAAUCUACAAGGGCUGUGCACCAUCCCACCUGUGCCAAGUUACAGGCAUGCAGAACUUUUCAGCCAACUUGGGUUUCUCAAGCGUCCAUGCAUCCGCUCUGUGCUGCAACUCUGAGAACUGCAACUCCCAAAGUCUUCCCAUGCCCCAACCUCAGCCAUCUAACAACCUGCAGUGUUUGACUUGUAACCCUCAAACAUCUAACUGUAGCACCAUGGUAACGUGUUCAGGGGAGGAAAACAGCUGCUUGACAGCCACAGGUUGGUGUUCCUGUUAACUAGAUCUCACACACUUGUAUUCUUAUGGAAAAACAACUCUACUCAGUGUCUAAACAUUAGAAACAAAAACAUGUAAAUACAUUUAAAUAGAAAUGUAUUAUCAAAACUAGGGUUAUUGAUGGAAGCUGUCAUUUUUUACAGUGCAAAAUGGACCUACAACCUAUCCAGUGCAUGGCUGUGUGACUAAAAAUACAUGUGAAGCAGGUAAGAACCUGCAGAGUCUACCUUUCAUGGAAAAUCUUGGUAACAUCACCAGUGGACUAAGCUGUUGCGGACAAACUGGGUGUAACUCUUGGACACCAAAUCCUCCAUCAUCAACGCCUUCACCUACCGAUUCAGUUACAACUUCAUCUCCUGCACCAACUACAACCAACAACA
Molecule: messenger RNA, 790 nt
Organism: Nothobranchius furzeri (turquoise killifish)
Lineage: Eukaryota; Metazoa; Chordata; Actinopteri; Cyprinodontiformes; Nothobranchiidae
Source: RefSeq, a predicted model, not a curated record